UAGAGCUAGGGCAGGGCUUCCGUUACGUACAGUCUACUUAGAGUGUUCUCAGGUAUACACGCAUCUCGUGGUGGCACGCAUCGUGUUAAAUUAAAUAGAAGUCGGAUAGCCGUUGUGUGAACACAGCUGGAUACCCGAGGGAAAAGCGAAGGACAAGACGUUUGAUCUCCGUAUCGAGCCGCGUGGAAGAUUAUUUCAAAAAUGAAACAUUUCGUGCAUCAUUAUGUGUGUCUGGCUGUAUUACUGACAGCGGUCUCUGCGAGAUCAGCUGAAACUAAUCCUGCGGUUAACUCUAUCAAUGAGCAACAAACUGCAAGAUCAAAUAAUGGCAUAUUUGGCGACUUGCGUUCCAUCUAUCUAUUAUACAAGGAAUGUUCCAGUAGAGAAUUGGAUUCUUGCUUGAAGCUGAAGCUUUUAUCGGCUAUAGACAGGGUAUCUCGAAUGUCACAAUUGCAUGUGACUGAUGGCGUAACUCUAGUACGAGAUGAAUCAAUUACUAAUGAAUCCGAACCAGAAAAAUCUUUGGAAGAAAUCGAAGCUAGUUUACCCCGAGCAUUAGAUGACAAAGAGAACGUUAUUAAUAAUAUGAUCUUCGACAAAAUUGCCAAAUUCUUUCAAAGUCAUACUCUAAAGCUGAAAUUGCCAAAUGUAGAGGAACUCCAACGUAGUCUCACAGAAGAAGGUCGCAAGAAGAAAAAUAAAAUGAGUGGUCUUCUCGCUAUUCCUCUGUUAAUUGGUGGUACGUUAGUGCCCUUAGCGCUCGGCGCUCUCGCGUUGUUGGCUGGCAAAGCGCUGAUAGUGAGCAAAUUAGCGCUCGUACUCGCUUCUAUCAUUGGAUUAAAGAAACUCGUAUCUGGUGGACACGAUCAUGGACACGAAGUUGUUCAAGUUGGAGGAGGACAUGGAUCGGGCGGAUGGGCGAGAUCGGGACAUGAUAUUGCCUAUUCUGCAUACAAACCAUCGACAACUUAGGAAAAAAACUUAUAAAUGUUAUCAUAGCAUUUCUUCAACUUGACGUUAUUUCCUCUCUCAAAAUUUUUUCUUCUUUUUCGCAUAAUUUCUAUUUAUUUCCAUCCUGCAAAUAAUUCUUUCCAAACUCUGUACGCAAAACUCACAUCUGUCUGAUCUCUCUUUUCACUGUCUCCUAUCCAGUUGUGUUCACUUUAGGUCAUCGCACGUACGAUGCCACUCAUGCACGAAUCAUCCUUGAUAUUUAUUGUUUCAUACGAAGCUGCGAUACACUCGUUGUCGUAUAAUAUGUAUUAUAAAUGCGCAAAUAAAUUAAGCUUAUAAUUAUCAAA
Molecule: messenger RNA, 1301 nt
Organism: Monomorium pharaonis (pharaoh ant)
Lineage: Eukaryota; Metazoa; Arthropoda; Insecta; Hymenoptera; Formicidae
Exons: 3
Coding region: 202-972 (256 amino acids)
Source: RefSeq, a predicted model, not a curated record